CCUAAACCCCAUGUAUUCAAUUGUAGAAAUAUAUAAACCCUAAUUCUCUACCGUCUUCAUUUGGUUGCUAUUGCUGUAGCUUCUUCUUCUUUGCCUUUUUCGAACUUACUGAAGCUAUGGGUAAAGUGAAGGGAAAGCAUAGAUUAGAUAAGUACUAUCAAUUAGCCAAAGAACACGGCUACCGUUCUCGAGCAUCAUGGAAAUUAGUUCAGCUCGAUUCCAAAUUCUCCUUCCUAAAAUCAGCCCACGCCGUUCUCGACCUUUGCGCCGCUCCCGGUGGUUGGAUGCAAGUCGCGGUACAACGUGUUCCCGUCGGCAGCCUCGUGCUGGGCCUCGAUCUCGUUCCCAUCGCUCCUAUACGAGGUGCUGUCGCUCUCCAACAAGACAUAACUAAAUCCGAAUGCAAAUCCAAGGUUAAACGGGUGAUGGAAGAACAUGGUGUUAUGGCUUUUGAUGUUAUUUUGCAUGAUGGGUCACCUAAUGUUGGUGGAGCUUGGGCUCAAGAAGCAAUGAGUCAAAAUGCUUUGGUUAUUGAUUCUGUUAAGUUGGCUACCCAGUUUUUAGCCCCUAAAGGCACUUUUGUUACCAAGAUUUUUAGGUCCCAAGAUUACAGUUCUGUUCUUUAUUGUCUCAAACAGUUAUUUGAGAAGGUUGAAGUUGAUAAACCAGCAGCUAGUCGUUCAGCAUCAGCUGAGAUUUAUCUUUUGGGUUUAAAGUAUAAAGCCCCUGCAAAGAUUGAUCCACGUCUUCUUGAUGUUAAACAUUUGUUUCAAGGAUCAACAGAGCCACAAAAGAAGGUGAUUGAUGUACUUAGGGUAUCGAAACAAAAGAGACACCGUGAUGGUUAUGAAGAUGGAGAGACAAUCUCGAAGAAGGCGUCUACUGCUGCUGACUUCAUUUGGUCCGAUUCUCCUCUCGAAAUCCUUGGUUCGGUUACUUCCAUAACCUUUGCGGAUCCGGCUUCAUUGCCUAUUAAGGAUCACAGCUCCACCACAGAAGAGGUCAAAGCUCUUUGCGAUGAUUUGCGUGUUUUAGGAAAGCAAGAUUUCAAGUACCUUUUGAAGUGGCGGAUGCAAUUGAGAAAAGCUUUGUCUCCUGAAAAGGCUACUCCUACUCCUACUCCUAGUACUGUUACUGAUGUCAAUAAAGGGGAUGAGGAGAAUGAAGAUGAUAAGUUACUCAAUGAGAUGGAGGAGCUCACGUAUGCCAUGGAGCGUAAGAAGAAAAGAGAGAAGAAGCUUCUCGCAAAAAGACAGGCAAAGGACAAAUCACGGAAGGCAACGGGAAUGCAAAUCGAUGCCCUGGAAGACGGUUAUGUUGAUCAUGAGUUGUUUUCUCUUUCUUCUAUUAAGGGUAAGAAAGAUCUUGCGGCUGUUGAUUCCAACGAGUAUGAUGAUGGGAAUGUUGAUGUAAGGGGUAGCGAAGAUGAAGAAAACCAAGAGAACACUGAAGAUGAGUCAUUCAGUGAUAUCGAUUCUGACGAAGAACGAAGAAGAUAUGAUGAAAGAAUCGAAGAGAUCCUUGAUCACGCUUAUGAAGAGUAUGCGGCCAAAAAGGACGGGAAAACAAAGCAGAGGAAGCGUGUGAAACAAGCCUAUGAGCAAUUGCAGGGUGGUGAUGACGAUGAUGUUAUGAUUUCCGAUCAUGAUUCAGACAAGGAUGUGGCUGAUCUUGAAGCAAAUCCUCUUAUGGUAUCACUAGACAAUGGGGAAGGACCAACUGAGGAGGAAAUUACAAACAGGUGGUUCAGUCAGGAUAUUUUUGGUGAAGCUGUGGAGCAGGGGGAUUUAGGGAAGUAUGACAGUGGUGAUGAAAUGGAGGUCGAUAAUCGAGAUGAAAAGCCGGUUAUUCCUGAGAAGUCGAAAGCAAAGAAAAAGCAGGAUGAAAAAACUUCUAUUCCUGACAAGGCCAAGGAGAAGAAAGUAAACAAUGCUGCCGGCCCCAAAAGCACCAAACUCCAGGGUGCUUCUAAAGCAGAGGACGAUUUUGAGAUUGUCCCAGCACCGGCUACAGAUUCAAGUGACGACUCAUCUUCAGAUGACUCAGAGGAUGACGAUGUUGAAACGAAAGCUGAGAUAUUAGCUUGUGCUAAGAAGAUGCUAAGGAAAAAGCAAAGGGAUCAAAUUCUUGAUGAUGCUUAUAAUAAAUAUAUGUUUGAUGAUGACGGUUUACCGAAAUGGUUCUUAGAGGAGGAAAAGAGGCAUCGCCAACCAAUUAAGCCCGUUACAAAAGAAGAGAUUGCUGCAAUGCGUGCACAAUUCAAAGAGAUCAAUGCUCGACCAGCUAAGAAAGUUGCAGAGGCAAAAGCUCGAAAGAAGCGGAUUGCAAUGAAAAAGCUCGAAAAGGUACGGCAGAAAGCAAACAGUAUUUCAGACCAAGCUGACAUCUCCGAAAGGUCAAAGAGGAAGCAAAUUGAACAACUCUACAAGAAGGCUACACCCAAAAAGCCCCAAAGGGAAUACGUGGUCGCGAAGAAAGGGGUUCAAGUUAGGGCUGGCAAGGGGAAAGUCCUUGUUGAUCGACGGAUGAAGAAGGAUGCUAGGGCACGAGCAACGGGUAAAUCCGGAAAAGGCAGUUCAAAGAAGGGAAAGAAUGGUAAAGCUGAUAAGAAAGGUAAAGGUUCUAGCAAGGCUUCAGGGAGGAAGGGAAACAAAAACAAAGGUGGCCAUGCAUGAAAGAACAAGUUUUGAAAGAUGCAAUUUUAGAUAAAAAAUUGAACAAUAAAUUACAUUUAGGAACUGUUUUCUUUUGUUGUGGUUGACACCUGAUAGAUUAAAUUGAAAGUACGAUGCUUUUUUGAGUGUUUGCUGAUUCAAAGUGUAAUUUGCCUGUUCCAUUUGCGGCAUAAAUAUUGCCGUUUAUCUAUUGGCAGUCAAUUUUGUUAUGUA
Molecule: messenger RNA, 2888 nt
Organism: Gossypium raimondii (Peruvian cotton)
Lineage: Eukaryota; Viridiplantae; Streptophyta; Magnoliopsida; Malvales; Malvaceae
Product: adoMet-dependent rRNA methyltransferase spb1
Exons: 10
Coding region: 117-2675 (852 amino acids)
Biological process (GO): rRNA methylation; maturation of LSU-rRNA from tricistronic rRNA transcript (SSU-rRNA, 5.8S rRNA, LSU-rRNA); maturation of 5.8S rRNA from tricistronic rRNA transcript (SSU-rRNA, 5.8S rRNA, LSU-rRNA)
Cellular component (GO): preribosome, large subunit precursor; nucleus; nucleolus
Molecular function (GO): rRNA (uridine-2'-O-ribose)-methyltransferase activity; rRNA (guanine) methyltransferase activity
Source: RefSeq, a predicted model, not a curated record